This is a messenger RNA of Aureobasidium pullulans EXF-150, 2116 nucleotides long. RefSeq lists its product as uncharacterized. Gene Ontology annotation, biological process: mRNA cis splicing, via spliceosome; maturation of 5S rRNA. The record is from RefSeq and is a predicted model, not a curated record. The transcript has a single exon. Bases 134 to 2116 code for a protein of 660 amino acids. Gene Ontology annotation, cellular component: U4/U6 x U5 tri-snRNP complex. NCBI's taxonomy places the organism in Eukaryota, Fungi, Ascomycota, Dothideomycetes, Dothideales, Saccotheciaceae.
AUCUCUUGUUACUCGCCUCUUAUCAUUCAGCUGUGAUUCACUUCUUCAGCUCGAGUCGACGUCGCUCUCUCUCGCGUUACCAAGCCUUGCAGUACUUGCGCGACAACUACACCACCCUCACACGCCACCUAACAUGGACGCCGUCGCAAUCCAAGAUGCCAACAAGAUCAGAGUCGCAAUGGGCCUUGCGCCCCUGCCCGUGCCCGGCGAAGACGGCCUCCAGUUCAAGUCGAAAGAUGACGGAGAGGAUUCGGACCCUGAUGAUAUGAGCACAUUGGAAAAGCGUCAAGCAGCCGCUGGUGACAACUGGAAGAAGCUGCAAGAUGAAGAGAAAGUCAGACAAGAGCGCCUGGCUCGCAAGGAGGCUCUCAAGAAGGCACGCGAUAUGGAACUACGGAACGCAAAACUGGAAGGAAAGGGCUUGGGUGAUGCGGAAGAGGCAGACAUGGACACAAAGACGUGGUUGUUACAGCAAAAGAAGCGCCAAAAGAAGAUUGAGAAGGCAAGAAAGUAUGAGGAAGAGCAGGCCGAACUCGAGCGUCAAGCACAAGCGGAAUACUCAGCAAAGGAUCUGGCCGGUGUCAAGGUUGCUCACGAGCUGGACCAAUUCGACGCAGAAGGCGAGCAGAUCUUGACUUUGAAAGAUGCAGCAAUUGGCGACGAGAGCGAAGAUGACGAGCUGGAGAACCUGGACUUGCGCGCAAAGGAACAGCUGCAAGAGAAAUUGGAGCGCAAAAAGAACAAGCCUGUCUACAACCCUAACGAUAUGGACGAUGGAAACCGCUCUAUCCUCGCGCACUAUGACGAGGAGAUUGACGGAAAGAAGAAAAAGAACUUCACUCUCGAUACAUCUGGCGCCAUCGAUCAAGCCGCUGUCGCUGCUCGGAGAGAAGCCGCAGAAGCCGAACGCAUAGGAGUCAAGGGCAUCAAGAUCAGUCUGGAUAUGUUGCAAGACGAUACACCUAUCUCAGAUUACCAAGAUCCUUCGACUGCCAAAAUCCGCAAGCCCAAGAAGCCGAAGAAGGCCAAAACCUCCCGUACAAAGGCUGCAGAUGAGGAUGACAUCUUCCCGCUACCCGCACCGCAACCCACCGCCGACCAGAUGGACGUUGACGGCCAACCAGCAUCGAAUGGAGCUGCUAAGAAACGCACCUUUGAGACUUUCGAUGAUGACGAUCUACAAGCAAAAUUGGCAGAGCAGCGUCGUGCAGCGUUGAAGAAGCGUAAGAAGACCGAUGCUGCUGAGCUGGCUCGCCGCAUCCGCGAAGAGGAAUCUGCAACACCAAUGAACACUGCCGAAGACGAUGAGGAGCCUGGCCUUGUAAUUGACGAAACUACCGAAUUUGUGUCCAAUCUGAGACGACCUCAAUCACCAGACUCGGCAGACGAGCGCACACGAGCCACAUCGACACCCGCCGUAGGAGAGACCAAAGAUGAGGACGAGACUAUGCAAGAAUCCUACGCCGCAGUAGAAGAUGAAGAGGAAGCUCGAGCCCGCCAGGAAGCCGAAGACAGAGAAUCCUCCGCACCACCAGCUAUGACAUCCACUGGCUUCGAAGCCGAAGAAGACACCUCAUCCGGCGCCGGUGGCAUCCUCAACAUGCUCCGCAAACGUGGUCUUGUCCAAGAUAGUGACGCCGACAAAGCCAACGCAGCCGUCCGCGCCCAACAACAAUUCCUCGCUGAGAACCAAGCUCUCGUCGAUGAGUACGAUCGCAAAACCAAAGAAGCUCGCGAAAACGAUCGUAAAUCCGGCCGUUUCGACCGCAUGUCUCACCGCGAGCGUGAGGCCUACUCCCGCCAGCAGAACGAGCAACGUGAUGCCUAUCUCGCACAACUACAAGCUGAGCACUUCAAGCGUUCGUAUAAGCCUAAUGUGCAAUUACGCUACAAUGAUGAGGAUGGCAGAGAGAUGAACCAGAAAGAAGCAUUCAAGCAUCUGAGUCAUAGGUUCCACGGCAAGGGUAGCGGUAAACAGAAGACGGAGAAGAGGAUGAAGAAGAAGCAGGAAGAGGAUGAUAGGCAGAGGAAAUCGUUACUUGGCUUUACUGGUACGAAUGAGGCUGUGGGCGCUACGGCUAAGAAGAACAGGCAGGCUGGUGUAAGAUUGCAGUAA